Molecule: messenger RNA, 3565 nt
Organism: Diorhabda carinulata
Lineage: Eukaryota; Metazoa; Arthropoda; Insecta; Coleoptera; Chrysomelidae
Gene: btz
Product: protein CASC3
Exons: 8
Coding region: 198-2048 (616 amino acids)
Biological process (GO): mRNA processing
Cellular component (GO): exon-exon junction complex
Molecular function (GO): mRNA binding
Source: RefSeq, a predicted model, not a curated record
GAAGAUUCCUAACCUACUAUGUCAAUGUUAGUUAUACAUAUAUCAAAAGACACAAGUUACUAUAUUUAUCUCUUUUCGACUCCUAUUAUUUUCUCGUUGGAACCUUUCACCUAACUCUAUUAUAAAAUUCAUUUAUAAAAAACAUAUCUUACGUCUAGUAAUUAGAGAAAGGAGUGAAAUAUUUUUUCUUUGAAAUAAUGGAAUCUACGAUAAGUAAUCAAGCGAGAGCAAAUAAAGAACGUGAUAAUGACAUUGGCAACAAGAAAGAAACUGAUACCGCUCUUCCUGAGGAUAAAGGAUCAACUGGAUAUUCGGAAUAUGACAGUGCCGAUGCAGAUAGUUACACUGAUGAAGAUGAAAACCAAAAAAUACGUUCCAGGGCUUCUUAUUUAGAUGAUAAUUCUGAUGGUGAAAGCCUAUUAUUAGAACGAGAAGAAGGUGAUGGACAGGAAAGUGUUUCUUCAAAGAAAAUUGAUGAUGAUGAAGAUAAAAAGAAUCCACAGUAUAUUCCAAAGAGAGGAACUUUCUAUGAACAUGAUGAUAGAACUUUGGAGGAUAAUGAAAUUCAGAAUGAAGGGGAAACUGAUAAAGAAAAGGACAACAAAAAGAAAGUGUGGCAAGAUAAGAAAGAAAGAUGGGCUCAUGAUAGAUAUAACGAACCAGAACAAGCUCCAAAAAGUAGAUCAGAAUUAAUUGCAAUAUAUGGUUAUGAUAUUAGAAAUGAAGAAGGACCACCAAGAGCUAGGAGACGUAGAAAAUAUGGUCGAGGGCCAAAUAAAUACACUCGUAAUUGGGAGGAUGAGGAAGCUUAUAACAAACCUUCACCUGUAGUCAAAAGAGGAAAGAAGCCCCUAAAUAGAAAUAAUCAAGAAGAAUUUCCACCAUUAAUAAAAAAUUCGUCAGAGAGGAAUGAAAAUAAUCAUAAAGCUCCAAACAAUGUGAAAGUUGAUCAACAACCACCGUCAAUGAAAGUUGAAACUUGGAAUGAGGCUCCAAAAGAAAAACAGAUACCUCAUUCAUCUAAAUCAGAGAAUUCCCAAAAUAAUGCAAGUUAUCCUGACAACAACAAUAAGGGUCAACGUAUAGGAUCUGGAAGAAUUAGUAGUUCAAAAGAACCAAACGAAUCUGAGUAUAAUGGUUUCACAACAAAAUCCAGGAAUGCCCGAAAUAGAAAAGCAACAGCACAAAAAGUUUUGCCAGCUAAGAAUGUUCAAAAAGACGAUUACAUUCAAUCGCAAAACUUUUACCUCAGUAAUAAGAAUAAUGAGUUAGAGAAGGAUAUGAGCAAAUUGAAUAUAGAAGAUGGGAAUGGAAGCAAAUCAAACUUUAAUAAAGCAAAUUAUAACAAUUGUAACAAUAACCAAAGGCAGAGCAGUGUUCCACCACGACUUCAAUCAGAACAGAAAGGUUCUAAGAGAUAUAGUUCUAUGAGACAGAAAAGUUUACCGGAAACUACCACUCCUCCAUUGAAUAACUAUGCCACAACAUUUUAUCCAAAUGAAUUCAAUCAACAAUCUGUUCCAUCUCCUACUCAAUCAAUUUUACACCAAUCUUCCCAGAUACUUUCCCCUACUACACAAGUAGCUCAUGUUUCUCCACUUCAACCGACUCCUUUGCCUCAAGUUCCCGUUACAGCUGCUCCUUUACUUCAAGCUCCUACUUUCGCUCCUCAACCAUAUGCUCAACCUCCUCCUUUCAUACAAACUCCAGCAGUUGCCGGGCCUACGUUUAUACCGACUGCACCCGCAACGCAACUCAUCAAUUUCGUCCAAAGUCAACCUAGUUUCCCAGCAAAUUUCCAAGGAUAUCAACAACCUUUUAAUUCGGUGACUCCACCGACUGAACUGUAUCAACCACAGGGGGGAAUAACUUAUUACUCAACUGAUCAGCAAAUUGCCCAACGUCAAGUGCCGCAAAAACGCCCCAAAGCAGCAAUUCCCAUAGUAGCUCCUCCUUCCUAUGAUAAAAAAGAUGAAAAUUCCGACGUUCAGUCAGUGAAUAAUACUCAAAUUGAAAAUACAGAAACAACUGUCGAAGUACAUCAAUGACACAGCUCUUAUUUUGGGUAGAGUUUAGUUUCGCUUUUUCGGCUACAUAUUAUCAAGGUGAUCGAUGUGAAAAUUUGAAGAAAAUCGAAAAUGCAAGCUGUAGUUUUAUAAAGGUGCAAAUAGGCAAAACUGAUAUAUAAAUAAUUUAUAGCAAAAAUGUAUGUAUUUUACUAUGAAAAUGCUUCUCUUUUAAUAUCAGUUUGAUUUAUAAGUGGCCAUUUGCCUUACCAUUAUGACUCAUACAUUUUCAAAAUGUUCAAUAUAACCAAUCUAGAUAGUGAUAAAAUGAUACAGGAAAUGUUAUAGUUAUGUGUAAAUCCAGCAUAUAUAGCAUUUUGAGAUGAAUGCGCAUGUCUUCAAUAAAUUCAUUCAACUGGCGCAGUCACUAGGAUUUUUUAAAAAUUUAGUAUUUGCUCCUGAAUAUAAUCUACUAAUUUUAUGUAAAUACGAUUGAUCCGUCUAAUUAAAAAAGUACUAUUUAUGCAACAAAACACACUAAAGACUCAGUUGAGGACAUUGGAGACGUUUGCUGAGACAGAUAUUAUUUUGUAACCAAAACUAUGAUUCUGAAUGAAAUUGAAUAAUUCAAUCAACUAUUGAAUUGAAUGAAAAAUUGCCUUUAGCAUUGUGUUAUUGGCAUAGGCAAACAAUUGAAGAACUUAUUGCCUGUUACAAUGAAUACUGGCGUAUACUUUCAAAGCUACAAUUGUAAAUAGUAUAAUCUUACAGAUUUAUGAUUGUAUCUUUGAAAAUAUACCCUAGUAAAUAACCAAGCUUUUUUACAUGAUAGUGUAUCAGAAAUGAUAGUGGUUGUAUCAUUUUAACAUUCUUCUUGACACAUGAUCACAAAUUUAUAAUUUCAGACAAAACAAUAUCAAUUUGUAUGGGCUACAAACCAAUAAGUAGUAUUUGGUUUCCAUUUGUUGAUGUUUUGCUUAAUAAGGUUACUCAAGAGGUGAAUUGUAUUAGUUAUAUGUUGGUAUUUAUUUAUUUUAUUUUUUAUUGAAUUGAAAUUUAGUGAAAAUUAUGUAAAAAAAACUACUAUUGUACUUUUAUUCUAUUAUCAACUGAAUUAUAAUUUUUCUAACAAUAAUUCAUCAUUUUAAACAUUUGAAAUUAGAAAAAAAUAUUUGUUGCAUAACAUUUGACAAACAGUGCACACUUCUGGAAAUUGGCGGGAAAAUAUUGUUCAAUUAAAAUAGAAGAAAUUCAAUUUUUAACAAAUUCUUUAUAAUAAAAAAUGUCUUUUCAUUAAUUAAUAAAUUUGUUUGUAAAUGAGCUGAUUUUCAAUUUUAUUGGAUAUUAAAUGUAAAAAUGAGGAAUAAAAUUAAUUUUUCAUGUUUCUAUAUAAUUUUCACUCAUAUAUUUUAUUUUAAUGAUGAUCACUUGCAACUAUGCUUUAGUUUUUUUACUCUCCAAUUAAAUACUGGGGGAAUGUGAGGUAAAAAUAUUAAUACAAAUAUAACAUGUAUUUUUGUUUAACCUUAAAAUUGAUAUUAAUAAAUAACUCGUUUGAA